Peromyscus californicus insignis is the source of this 4014-nucleotide messenger RNA. RefSeq names its product ERCC excision repair 6 like, spindle assembly checkpoint helicase (gene Ercc6l). The record is from RefSeq and is a predicted model, not a curated record. Gene Ontology annotation, molecular function: ATP-dependent chromatin remodeler activity; protein binding; DNA translocase activity. NCBI's taxonomy places the organism in Eukaryota, Metazoa, Chordata, Mammalia, Rodentia, Cricetidae. The coding region runs from base 67 to 3801 and encodes 1244 amino acids. The transcript has 2 exons.
GCUUGUGUAAGGCGGGAGCGAGCGAAAUUCAAGCGUGGCUUUACUGCGAAUCCAUUUCCCUUGAUCAUGGAGGCUUCUCAAGGUUCAGCGGAAGUGGAGGCUUUGAGCCCACAGCUGGCUGCGAGUUAUCUGAGAUAUGUGCAAGAAGCCAAAGAAGCAGCUAAGAAUGGAGAUCUGGAAGAAGCAUUGAAACUUUUCAAUUUGGCAAAGGACAUUUUUCCCACCAAAAAGGUGAUCAGCAGAAUCCAAAAACUCCAGGAAGCUUUGGAGCAGUUGGCAGCAGAAGACGACGACGAUGAGUUCACAGAUGUGUGUAACUCUGGCUUGCUGCUUUAUCGAGAGCUGUAUGAGAAACUCUUUGAGCACCAGAAGGAAGGCAUCGCCUUUCUCUAUAGCCUCUAUAAGGAUGGAAGAAAAGGGGGCAUCUUAGCAGAUGAUAUGGGACUGGGAAAGACUGUUCAGAUCAUUGCUUUCCUGUCUGGUAUGUUUGAUGCUUCACUUGUGAAUCAUGUGCUGUUGAUCAUGCCAACCAAUCUCAUUAAUACCUGGGUCAAAGAGUUUGCCAAGUGGACUCCAGGAAUGAGAGUCAAAACCUUUCAUGGCUCCAGCAAGGGUGAGCGUACUAGAAGCCUGACACGGAUUCAACAAAGGAAUGGCGUCAUUAUCACUACCUACCAAAUGCUAAUCAAUAACUGGCAGCAGCUUGGAAGCUGUAAUGGACAAGCAUUUGUAUGGGACUAUGUCAUCCUUGAUGAAGCCCAUAAGAUCAAAAGUGCCUCUACCAAGUCAGCAAUAUGUGCUCGUGCUGUUCCUGCGAGUAAUCGCCUCCUCCUCACAGGAACACCAAUCCAGAAUAAUUUGCAAGAGCUCUGGUCCCUAUUUGAUUUUGCUUGCCAGGGCUCCUUGUUGGGAACAUUAAAAACUUUUAAAAUGGAGUAUGAAAAUCCUAUUAUUAGAGCAAGAGAGAAGGAUGCUACCCCUGGGGAAAAAGCCUUGGGACUUAAGAUAUCUGAAAACUUAAUGGAAAUCAUAAAACCCUAUUUUCUCAGGAGGACCAAAGAAGAAGUGCAGACGAAAAAGGCAGACAACCCAGAGGCCAGACUUAGUGAAAAGAAUCCAGGUGUUGAAGCCAUUUGUGAGAUGCCUUCCCUUACCAGGAAAAAUGAUUUCAUUGUUUGGAUACGUCUUGUGCCUUUACAAGAGGAGAUUUAUAGGAAAUUCGUGUCUUUAGAUCACAUCAAGGAGUUACUAAUGGAGACACGCUCACCUCUGGCUGAGCUGAGCGUCUUAAAGAAACUCUGUGACCACCCUAGGCUGCUGUCUGCACGAGCCUGUCAUUUGCUGAACCUAGAGGCUGCCACAUUCUGUGCUCAGGAUGACAAUGAGCAAGAAGGUGCCUCAGAUGUGCACAGCAUUGAUCACUUAACUGACAAUGCACUGAUGCAAGAGUCUGGAAAAAUGUUAUUCUUAAUGGCCCUGCUAGAAAGACUUCAAGAUGAAGGACAUCAAACUCUGGUGUUUUCUCAGUCAAGACAAAUUCUCAACAUCAUUGAGCGCCUCUUAAAGAAUAAGCACUUUAAGACAUUGCGAAUUGAUGGCACAAUUACUCAUCUCUGGGAACGAGAAAAAAGAAUUCAGUUAUUCCAGCAAAAUAAAGACUACUCUGUUUUUCUACUUACCACUCAAGUAGGUGGUGUUGGCCUAACGUUAACUGCAGCAACUAGAGUGGUCAUUUUUGACCCUAGCUGGAACCCUGCAACUGAUGCUCAAGCUGUGGAUAGAGUUUACCGAAUUGGACAAAAAGAGAAUGUUGUGGUUUAUCGGCUAAUCACUUGUGGGACUGUAGAGGAAAAAAUAUAUAGAAGACAGGUUUUCAAAGACUCACUAAUCAGACAAACUACUGGGGAUAAGAAGAAUCCAUUCCGCUAUUUUAGCAAACAAGAGUUAAGAGAGCUCUUCACAGUUGGGGAUCUGCAGAACUCUGCAACCCAGAUGCAGCUUCAAUCUCUGCAUGCUGCUCAGCGGAGAUCUGAUGAGAAACUAGAUGAGCAUAUUGCCUAUCUACACUCGCUGGGCAUAGCAGGAAUCUCAGACCAUGAUUUGAUGUUCACCCGUGACCUGUCUGUUAAAGAAGAACUUGCCAUGCUAGAAGACUCUCUAUACAUUCAACAGAGAGUGCAGAAAGCUCAAUUCCUUGUUGAAUCCGAAUCUCAAAAUACAGUGGAAAGCAAAAGAACUGGAAAGGAGGAGGCCUGGCUCAAAGCACAUGCAAUUCCUUCUCAACAGAAGAAGAAAGGUCCUGAAUUGAACAAACCCCAGCCUCAACCUUCACGCAUUCUCACUAAUCCUACCCAGGUAGAGGCUCUCAGUUCUCAAAUGGCCAAUAUAAGCAUUUAUGACCAGUCUGCAGAGAGUGAGCCCCAAGAUCACUCCAAGGGACAUGAUGUUACUUUGCUGCAAGGUGAUCCGCACCACUGUGACAGUACAUUUGAUGCUGGCACUGUAGCUACUUCUCCCCAGGAGACUGGAAAUAUAGGAGGAGUUUGGACUGACUCUUCACUGGGACCUGUACAAUGUUUUGCAGCUGAAAAUGAAGCUGUGCAAAAGAAGGCAUUACAAGUGUCGCCUGGGCAAGAGUCCCUGCCAGAGAACCUUCUGGGAAGUUUUAAUUAUUUACCUAGACAAUCCAUCAAGGCUGAUCUUGGGGCAAGUUUAGAUCUCCAGGAUAGUGUGCUUUCAUCUCACGGCAGUCCCACAACAAAUGAAAAUCAAAACGUAGAGUCAGAUGUACACACGAUUGAAAUAUCUGAUGUCUUGUCAGCAUCCUCUGGUGCACCGCAGGGUGCUCCAGCAAGCGAGGCCCAGUUGGAGUUGGAAGAGAACCUUUUAGAAUCACCACCACAGUAUGCAUGUGACUUCAAUCUUCUCCUGGAAGACUCUGCAGACACUAGACAAAAUCUCUCCAGCAAGUUUUUGGAACAUGUUGAGAAAGAAAAUAGCUUGCAAAGUCCUGCAGCCAGCUCCAGGGCAGAGUCAGCCCUUAAUCUUAGUUUGGAUUCUUCUAAUAAGAGUGAUGAAGAACCAGACGUGAUUAGUGUGAAAACCAGAAGCAAAGCUAGAAGGAUCCUCUCAGACGAUGAAAAUGAAGAAGAUGCUUUUAAAGGUAUUUCCAGCACAAGUUCAUUAAGCAUCUCUCCCUUUCAGUUCUCAUCUGUGAAACAAUUUGCUUCAACUCCCCAAAAUGACACCAAUCCACCUAGAAGGUUCUUUUCACCAAAAAUCCCCGAUAAUGGGAAUACAUCCUUGAAUUCUAGGAGAUCUUUGGCUUCCAGGAGGUCUCUGAUCAAUGUGGUUUUAUACGAUGUGGAAGAUAUGGAGGAAAGGCUUGGUAACAGCAGUGAGGAGGAGAGUGCUCCAGGUCACUCGGAAGAAGAAGAGAACAGCGAUGAGGACAAGGACACAGCGUCAGCGUGCACGGAACAGGGUCCUGGGGAAGCACAGGCCUCGGGAAACAAGCCCAGCAGCUUGUCUGUGUCUGAGUCUGGUUCUCGGGCCCCAGAGAGUUCUGCCUGUGCCCCUGAGCCGUUGUCCAGUGAGCCUUUGGUUGAUCCUCCCCAGGAUCCGGCAGCAGAGGCUGCUGAUGACUACGAGACUCUUGUAGCUCGUGGCAAAGAACUGAAAGAGUGUGGGAAGAUCCAGGAGGCUCUUGACUGCCUGGUUAAAGCGCUCGACAUAAAGAGCGCGGAUCCUGAGGUCAUGCUCAUGACUUUAAGUUUGUAUAAGCAACUUAACAGUACCUGAGGACUUCAUGGCUGUUAGUAUGUCUAAAGUGAAACAAUAUAAAAGUUUUGUUCAGUAUUUCUUCUCUUGAAUAUUUCAUUUUUUCCUUUUAGGCAUAUUUUACAAACUUUUAGAAGUGUUUUUUUAUUUUUCGUUGAUACUUCCUACAGUUUUUGUGAAACUAUUGGGUUAUUUUUUACUCUGAAAAGGGCCAUCUUGUCUUGUCAGUUCAGA